AUCGUUGUUUGAACGUUGCAACUAAAAUAUGAAGAAACCUUCUACAUAGCUUGUGUUUGUGAACGCUGUGGCUCUUUAAGCCGUCAAAAGAUCCAUACCAUAGAAGCUCAAAGAAGAAGGAAAUAGAGAGAGCUGAAGCAUACCAGAAGAGACAUGGAAAAGAUACGUGAAGACGAGGAGAAGACCAUUGGAGAAGCAAGCAACUCAACUGAGGAAUCGAGGGGUACAAUCACUGAACGGUUUGAUCCAGUGGAUUACACAGAAGAUGGCUCCAAGGAUCCAUCUAACUCACAGACGGCCAACUCUGAAGAUCAUGAUGUCAGUGAGUAUGAAAUGGAAGACGAGGAGGUUCUAGAGCUUUUUAGACGUAGUAGCAGCCUGAGACCAAAGGUAGCCAAGACCAGCAACUUUCCAUAUCCGAACAAAUCUGAAGAGAUGGUACUACAGUUCUCUGAAGACACUCCUGCUGAAACAGAACAAACAAACGUAGAGUUUCAUAGUAUGACCGAUACCAGCGCGAUCGCCGGUCCAGGCGCAGAGGAUUUGGAUUUUUCUGUAAUACUUGAAGGAGUCAGGUCAUCAUCAGAUUCAAAAGAGGAUAGUGUUGACUCAUCCAGUGACUCUGACCUUUCCAGUUAUUACUUUGACGGGUCCUUACCUGUUUCAGCUUAUGUGGAAGAACCUGAAACCCAUCAAGAUGAAUCUCAUCUACCUAAAGAUGAAAACCAGAUGCCUCUACUGCGCCUUAACCAACCCGUGCACCAACUAACUUCGUGGAGGAACUGCUGCGGACUCCUUGAGCUUCUCCGGGCUGAUGAUCCAUAGAAUACAGAAAAUAAGGAAUAGAAACAUAAGCACUAGUGCACUACACCCCAGAGCUCAGAGCCACAUGUUCAUAGAAAUUAGACAUGUGACAUGUUCCAGUAACCAUCACA
This is a messenger RNA of Brassica oleracea var. oleracea, 935 nucleotides long. RefSeq lists its product as uncharacterized. The transcript is spliced from 3 exons. Bases 154 to 825 code for a protein of 223 amino acids. Lineage: Eukaryota; Viridiplantae; Streptophyta; Magnoliopsida; Brassicales; Brassicaceae. The record is from RefSeq and is a predicted model, not a curated record.